This is a messenger RNA of Xiphophorus maculatus (southern platyfish), 547 nucleotides long. Its product is annotated as fatty acid-binding protein, brain-like. The transcript is spliced from 4 exons. Gene Ontology annotation, molecular function: fatty acid binding. NCBI's taxonomy places the organism in Eukaryota, Metazoa, Chordata, Actinopteri, Cyprinodontiformes, Poeciliidae. The record is from RefSeq and is a predicted model, not a curated record. Gene Ontology annotation, biological process: fatty acid transport. The coding region runs from base 25 to 423 and encodes 132 amino acids. Gene Ontology annotation, cellular component: cytosol; nucleus.
GAGAGAAGGAUUACAUCUGCAAAAAUGGUCGAGGCUUUCUGCGCAACAUGGACACUGGUGGAGAGUCGGAACUUUGAUGACUACAUGAAGGCACUAGGAAUUCCUUUUGCCACAAGACAAGUGGGCAAUGUUACCAAACCAGCAACAAUAAUCAGCAUGGACGGGGAUAGAGUGGUGGUUAAAACCCAGAGCAGAUUCAGGGCCACUGAAGUCUCGGGCAAACUUGGAGAGGAGUUUGACGAGACUACAUCUGACGACCGAAAAGUAAAGUCUACCUUUACCAUGGAGGGAGACAAAUUGGUGCAUACACAGAAGUGGGAUGGGAAAGAGACCAUAUUGAUUAGAGAAAUCAGGAAUGGAAAGAUGGUGAUGACGUUAACCUUUCAGGGAGUCAAAGCAAUCCACACAUAUGAGAAGGCCUAAAGUUUAAGGAAGGCGGACACCAUUUAUCCCAGCACAGUAAACCAUCAACAAGAGCUUCUGCUUUUUACCUAAAAUGAAAAAUAUGUAGUUUUUUUUUUUUUUUAAUACUUCAAACAAUGGUUUG